AUGACUGCAGAAAGCACUGAAAGGGUGGGAAGCCAUUCCAGCUCUCAAAUCGAAGGUCCUACAGAACUAUUGCCAAUCACCUCGGCACACUCCAAUUCCCCUACAAUCCAGGAGUUAGAGGAAGACGAAAAAGGCCAGGAUACCAAUGUUCAAAGCACGACAGAGGAGCCAAUAGGGAAACGCAAUUAUUGGAGACGCUUUGUCGAUAUCGUUUCAUGGACACCGCCGCGAUGUCGAUGGAAUACCGAGAACCCGAGCAAAUUCGGUUUGCCUCUGAACCUCCUGUUCGCAUGCUCAGGGACCUUCACGGUUGCCAAUCUAUACUAUUCACAUCCCAUUCUUGAUGUUCUCGCUCAAUUCUUCAACGUCUCGCAUGAGCGAGUAUCAUUGAUCCCAACCUGCAGUCAGGCUGGAUAUGCGACGGGAUUAAUCCUUCUUUGUCCUCUAGGGGACUUAGUUCGCAGAAGGCACUUCGUUCUACUAAUGACGCUUAUCACUGCAGUAUUGUGGAUUGGUAUCUGUAUCACCAACUCAUUCGAGGCAUUUCUUGUUUUAAGCUAUCUGUCUUCGGUCACGACUGUUACUCCACAAAUCAUGCUCCCUCUCGUCGGAGAUCUCGUCCCCCCAGCCCGUCGCGCAACAGCCCUAUCAAUCGUGUCUUCGGGGCUCGUUCUGGGCCUUCUAUUUGCCCGCCUGCUCUCAGGUAUAGUCGCAGAGUACUCAAGCUGGCGAAACAUCUAUUGGCUAUCCCUUGCCCUCCAAUUUCUCAUUUUCGCCCUUCUAUGGCUAUUCAUGCCCGACUACCCAUCAACAAAUACCGACAUCUCCUACUUCAAAAUCUUAUACUCCAUCAUCGGAUACUACUGGACAUCCCCGGUGCUUGUCCAGGCAACUCUCAUGGGAUUCUUUCUCUCGGCCACUUUCACCAGUUUCUGGACAACCCUCACAUUCCUUUUAUCGGGCGAUCCCUACAACUACCCAACCCUGACAAUUGGACUAUUUGCUCUGGCAGGCCUCACACCCAUGUUCCUGGGCCCACUCUACUCACGCUACAUGAUUGAUAAAUUCGUACCGCAAUUCUCCAUUCUCGUCAGUCUCGGCAUUCUGAUCACCGGCGUCAGCAUCGGUACAUAUAUCGGCAAAUUUAGUGUCGCGGGUCCGAUUAUCCAAGCUGCGCUGCAGGAUUUCGGUCUGCAGAUGACGCAAAUUGCCAAUCGCGUCUCGAUUUACAGUGUUGCACCCAAGGCGCGGAAUCGCAUCAACACGGGAUACAUGAUGGGCGUGUUCUGCGGUCAGCUCAUGGGUACUUCUGUUGGGAAUCGUCUCUACAGCCAAGGAGGAUGGAUUUUGUCGGGAAGUGUCGAUCUGGCGUUUAUUGGAGCGGCAUUGCUUAUUUGUCUUCUUCGUGGUCCGGCUGAGAAGGGUUGGAUUGGAUGGCAUGGUGGCAUUCGCAUCCGAAGAACGGAUGCUUGA
Penicillium coprophilum is the source of this 1473-nucleotide messenger RNA. RefSeq names its product MFS transporter. Gene Ontology annotation, biological process: transmembrane transport. The coding region runs from base 1 to 1473 and encodes 490 amino acids. The transcript is spliced from 3 exons. The record is from RefSeq and is a predicted model, not a curated record. Gene Ontology annotation, molecular function: transmembrane transporter activity. NCBI's taxonomy places the organism in Eukaryota, Fungi, Ascomycota, Eurotiomycetes, Eurotiales, Aspergillaceae.